UCAUAAAGUGAUCGGCGAACCCUUAACGUCGAUUGUCUUCACUGAUGAAAGAAAGCACAGUGUCAAGUCAAGAAGGUUGUCUAGCAAAACAAAAGGCUCGUAUCUAGACAACCAAGAAAGUCAGGGAGACAAAUCAAGACCUAGACAAACGUGUCUCCUUUGAGGAUAGGAGGAAGAUCCAAUUGAGGGAUCCUCUAUUGAGAAGUGAAGGAACACUUAAAAUAGAAACUUCUCCACUGCCCAAUCAUGGGUGACGUUGAGGAGGGUUUUGUGGGGAGUCGCCCCACCUCAUCCAAUAUGGGGGGGUCGAGGCCAAGCAGCUCCAAGAGUCGAGGACAUUCUGCCACAUCGCUGCGAAGUAGACCCAGGUCAUCUCAAUCAAUUGCCGAAAGGGCUCAAACUGCCGGGAAUAUUGUCAGAGCCAUGAGUCGUCCAUCAAGUGGAACGAAAUCUGUGGCUUGGAGUGAGGAUGUUCCACCAGACCCAGAAGCAGGCAAUCUAUCACCGAUUAAGGAGAUCGACCCUGCCUUAAAAGAAGAGGCUCCUUACUCUAAAGAACUUGAGGAGGAACUGAAUCGAGAUCCCAUGGAGGAUAAGGAAAAUAUCACCGUGGGAUGUUGGGCCCAAUUCACUGCUAUGGUCAGCAGUAUGUGGGACACUACGGACAUGGCCGUGGGAGAAGAGCGUGAAGUUCUAGUUCGAACCACAUUGAGGGAAUUGGUGGUUUACCUGGUCUACUUGGUAAUCCUCUGUUGUGUCACUUUAAGCGCCAUGAGCCCGACCAUGUACCGGUAUACCGAGAUCGUCUCGUCGACUUUCAAGUCCCAAUAUGAAGUUAGGCAAAUUUCCGAUUUUUGGGAGUUUAUGGAAGGCGAGUUCUUUGAUGGUAUUUACCUCGAACAAUGGUACAACGACGGCGACGAAACCGCAACCUAUCCUUGUCCUGGACAUCCAAACGUAACAGGCCCUUGCCCGAUUGACCACCAAGAUCGUAUGGUGAUGCACGCAAACCGAUUAUUGGGGGUGCCUAGAUUGCGACAAAUCCGUGUGCGAAAUGAUUCAUGCACAAUCCCGACUGAGUUCAAAGAUUCCGUGGAUGUGUGUUACGACCAUUAUUCCUCAACGAUCGAAGAUGAAAAUCCUUUUGGUCCCGGAUACCGGAAGUACACAUCAGCUGACGCGUGGCGUUAUCAGAGUGUGAAAGAGUUGGAAGGCAAAUUACAUUGGGGUAUGGAAGCCACCUAUAGUGGAGCUGGUUCGGUUCAAAACCUUCGUGAGAAGCGAAACGAAACUCAGGCCAUCUUAAAGGAGCUUAAGGAAGGCUUGUGGAUUGGUCGGGGCACUCGGUACAUUUCGUUAGAUUUUACUCUGUACAAUGCCAACAUCAAUCUGUUUUGCGUUAUCAAGAUGAAUUUCGAGUUUCCACCCACUGGAGGCAUUAUUCCCACUACCCAAUUUGGAACGGUGAAACUUUUGAGGUACAUCACGCCAUUUGAAUACGCUCUCAUGGGUCUUGAAGUCGUAUUUGCGGUGUUCGUUGCCUACUAUGUCGUCGAAGAAGUUAUUGAGCUCUCUAUGAUGGGGCUUCAGUACUUUACCACUUUUUGGAACUUCUUGGACCUUUUCAUGAUCUCUGUCUCCGUGGCAACCCUAAGUUUCAACUUGUACCUGUUCACUACGGUGACUGGUCUCUUGAAAUCAUUGUUGGCCGAGCCCGAACUGUUUGCCGACUUUUCGUUUCUGGAAUUCUGGUCCAAAACUUUUCAAGACGCUGCUGCUUUGACCGUCUUCACCGGGUGGAUCAAGGUGUUCAAGUACAUUUCUUUCAACAAGACCAUGUCUCAAUUGUCCGGGACCAUCACCAGGUGCGCUAGUGAUGUGGCGGCGUUCUCGAUCAUGUUCUUCAUCGUUUUCUUUGCCUACGCUCAGAUUGGAUAUCUCCUCUUUGGCGUUCAUAUGCUGGCGUUUAGUACCUUCAAAGACGCCUGCUUCACCCAAUUUCGACUGAUUUUGGGUGAUUUUGACUUUCCCGCUAUCGAACGAUCUCAUCGAUUGUGGGGUCCGAUCUAUUUUCUCACCUACGUCUUCUUAGUGUUCUUCGUCCUCAUGAACAUGUUCUUAGCCAUUAUCAAUGACACCUACUCGGAAGUAAAAGAAGAAGUAGACAACCGGAAAGAGGAUUUUCAGGUGGGCGAUUAUAUCUCUCGAGGCUACAACAACGUCCGAGAGAUGUUUUUCUCACGAGACAAGAUUCUGGAUAUCAAAGCUACCGUGAAAUUGGCGGCUGACGAUGGAGUUGUCACCUACGACGAGAUUCGAGAAAACCUUCGGAAGCUGAACUUUUCAGAUUUGGAGAUCGAGAUGUUCUGCUCCCGAUAUGAUCGCGAUGGAAACUUUGAAUUCACUCUAGAGGAGAUCAACGCUAUUGAGCAAGAUGAAGGCGACCGAUUCGAUAACUACAACCAUCUCUAUUUGACUCAAGAGCGUCCCAAAUCCUCUGUAGAAAGGCCCUCGUCCGGACUGCCCAAAAUGACGAGGAGAGACUUCGACAUGGUUCACAAUCGUGUGGAUCGAAUGGAGGAGCAGAUGUCGAGUGUCGUGACCAAAGUAAACGAAGUCCUUCAGAAACUUGACACAUUCGAUGGAGAGGCUCGAAAAUCUUCUGCACAAGCUAUCAAUCGAGGAAUCCGACACAUUGCCAGUGCUGCAGGUAACGACGAAGACAAACGUAAGGAAAUGGAGAAACUAGUGCAUGGGGAAUUGGAGAAAAUCGAGGAUGAUUAGUCUGACUUCAUCUCAUUUAUAGAUGUGACCCCAUCUUUUUAAAACAUAUACACAUGAUAUCCAGAAGAAAUCCAAUGUUGAAUAGCUUAACAAUAAAUAUCCCAAAUGUCUACAAA
Tigriopus californicus is the source of this 2900-nucleotide messenger RNA. Its product is annotated as polycystin-2-like protein 1. Gene Ontology annotation, cellular component: membrane. NCBI's taxonomy places the organism in Eukaryota, Metazoa, Arthropoda, Copepoda, Harpacticoida, Harpacticidae. The transcript has 16 exons. Bases 247 to 2784 code for a protein of 845 amino acids. Gene Ontology annotation, molecular function: calcium ion binding; calcium channel activity. The record is from RefSeq and is a predicted model, not a curated record. Gene Ontology annotation, biological process: detection of mechanical stimulus.